Messenger RNA from Notolabrus celidotus (New Zealand spotty), 2735 nucleotides. RefSeq names its product glucose-6-phosphate 1-dehydrogenase-like. Gene Ontology annotation, biological process: glucose metabolic process; pentose-phosphate shunt, oxidative branch. NCBI's taxonomy places the organism in Eukaryota, Metazoa, Chordata, Actinopteri, Labriformes, Labridae. Gene Ontology annotation, molecular function: glucose-6-phosphate dehydrogenase activity; NADP binding. Gene Ontology annotation, cellular component: cytosol; Golgi apparatus. The transcript has 11 exons. The record is from RefSeq and is a predicted model, not a curated record. Bases 281 to 2146 code for a protein of 621 amino acids.
UACCUCAGCGCACACGACCAGCAGGGGACUCACUCCAGCUAAUUAUUUCAACAAAUGGCACCUGUUCCUUUCAAAGCAAAAAGCCGGGAGGCAAAGGGACUGCCUUGUGUCUGGUUCGAUACAAUUUUCAGAGUAACAAGUCUGAGAAACUAGAAAAACCACUGCGUGAUCAUUUGGCAACGAUCCACGCAAAAAAAAAAGAAUAUCACAGCAACCGGAACAGGUGUAGAGGACUUAGCGUCAGUAAGAGCAGCCUUGAGAAAAACACCCACUCAGGAUCAUGCGUUGGUACCUCAGCCGGCGUAUGUCCCCCCUGAAGCUUGUGCUUCUAGGGGGGACUCUCUUUAUGGUGGCCCUCGUUGUUCUCCAGAAGGAUGUCAGUUCUUCUCCUGCUAGUGACCCCUGGUUGCAGGAGCUGGUGGACAAGGGGGACAAGGUGAUGGUCAUGGUCAGAGAUGCUGUCAACAACAUGCGGUUCCAGAUCGGAGCUCCUCAGCCUCCCCCAGUGCAGCCCCAACCCACUGAAGAUGCCAAAUGCCCCUCUGGACACUACACCCAGGCUGAGCUCAAACCACACCUGGAUAGACCACCCCAGGACCCCAAUAGCCCCGGGGCCUAUGGGAAAGGAUUUAAAAAAGACCCACUGUCCCCAGAGGAGCAAAAGGAAAAAUCAGAUGGCAUGUCACGGCACUGUUUCAACCAAUUUGCCAGCGACCGCAUAUCACUCAGCCGCAGUCUUGGGGAUGACACAAGACCUCCAGAGUGUGUGGACAGAAAGUUUCAGCGCUGUCCUCCUCUACCAACCACCAGUGUUAUUAUCGUCUUCCACAAUGAGGCUUGGUCCACCCUCCUCAGAACCGUCUACAGCGUCCUGCACUCAUCUCCUGCUUUCCUGCUUAAAGAGAUCAUCCUGGUAGAUGAUGCCAGCGUUGCAGACCACCUCAAGACCAAACUGGAGGAAUAUGUGGAGCAGCUGAAGAUUGUCAAAGUAGUGAGGCAGCCGCUGAGGAAGGGCCUUAUCACUGCCAGGCUGCUUGGUGCCAGUAUCGCUCAGGGCGAGGUGCUCACCUUUCUGGAUGCUCACUGUGAGUGUUUCCACGGUUGGCUUGAGCCGCUGUUGGCCCGUAUUGUCGAAGAACCAACAGCUGUGGUUAGUCCAGAGAUUGCCACUAUUGACCUCAACAAUUUUCAGUUCAACAAGCCUUCCCCCCACAGCCGUGCUUACAACCGUGGUAACUUUGACUGGAGCCUUACCUUCGGCUGGGAGCAAAUCCCUGAGUCUGCAAAGUUGCUGCGCAAGGAUGAAACAUACCCAGUAAAAACACCUACAUUCGCCGGAGGUCUCUUCUCAAUAUCGAAGAAGUAUUUUGAACACAUCGGAACUUACGAUGACAAGAUGGAGAUCUGGGGUGGGGAAAAUGUGGAGAUGUCCUUCAGGGUGUGGCAGUGUGGGGGUCAGCUCGAGAUCAUCCCAUGUUCUGUGGUUGGCCAUGUUUUCCGUACCAAGAGCCCCCACACUUUUCCAAAGGGAACAGAGGUCAUCACUCGCAAUCAGGUUCGCCUGGCUGAGGUCUGGAUGGAUGACUACAAACAAAUCUUCUAUCGUCGCAAUAAGAAUGCUGCAGAUAUGGCCAGAAUGCAUAAUUAUGGAGACAUCUCAGAUCGAGUGAAUCUGAGAGAGAGGCUGAAGUGCAAUAACUUCACCUGGUUCUUGAGCAACGUCUACCCAGAGGCCUUCGUGCCAGAUUUAAACCCAAUAAAAUUUGGAACAAUCAGAAACUUAGGAUCUGGGACUUGUCUUGAUGUUGGAGAAAGCAACGAGGGAGGGAAACCUGUGAUCAUGUACCACUGUCACAACAUGGGAGGCAACCAGUACUUUGAGUACUCUUCUCAUAAAGAGUUGCGUCAUAACAUUGGCAAGCAGCUUUGUCUUCAUGCCUCGCCCCAGUCUCAACCAGUGAAGAUUGAGCUCUGCAGUUUGAAAGGGAGGGGCACAAGUUUGUCACCGCAACAAGAAUGGGCGUUUACAGAGGACAAUCUUUUAAAGAAUCCAAGCAGUGGAAAAUGUUUACAGCUAAAUGGAGCCCAGAUUCAGAUGGACAACUGUGACGCUGCUAACAACUACCAGCACUGGAGCUUCAGCUGACCCCUAACUCAGACAAUCAGGUGACCUCUGGCACCGAACGGGCCUUCCUCAGACUCUGCUGUGAAGGGCCAACUCAGAAUUGAUCCAGACGGCUUCAUACUGUGGUGCUCGUGUGUUGGGCUGUUCAGAGCAGACAGAUGGAAGAUGGUGACCAAAGUGAUCACAGUCACAUCUGUCGAGGAUGCUUGGGUUGGCGUUGACCUUUUUUAAAAUGUAUUUAUGAUGGAAACCGGGGAAAAGACAUUUAAAGGUGGCAAGGGAUUAUCAAGAAGAGCAUAGACUCAACAUCCAGGAGGUACUACCUCAUGGUGGAGCUAUUCCCUUCACCUGCAAUAAUCUUAAUUCAGGGAAUUGACAAUCCAGCUUGGAAAAGUCACUAUUCUGUGACUUCCUAAAGUCUGGUGUUGAUUGUUGAAAUUUGACAAUUUGAAAGAGUAUGUGAUUUCUUUUUUUUUUUUUUUUUUUUUUUAAUAAAAAGUGUAUUUAAAUGUGAAAGAUAUUUGCUUAUUGAUAUCACUGAGUAAUUUCUUUCACCAUGUGUAUUUAUAAUAAAAGAGCAUUGAGUAACUUCCAGUGUGUUAAUGUUGGG